Messenger RNA from Trypanosoma theileri, 1392 nucleotides. Its product is annotated as putative trans-sialidase. The record is from RefSeq and is a predicted model, not a curated record. The transcript has a single exon. The annotation marks the transcript as partial. Gene Ontology annotation, molecular function: exo-alpha-sialidase activity. Gene Ontology annotation, biological process: oligosaccharide catabolic process; ganglioside catabolic process. Gene Ontology annotation, cellular component: membrane; intracellular membrane-bounded organelle; cytoplasm. Lineage: Eukaryota; Euglenozoa; Kinetoplastea; Trypanosomatida; Trypanosomatidae.
GUGUUCCCAGUCCAGGCAACGAAUAAAAAUAAGGAAAUCACCGCAAUGCUUAUGUAUUCCAAAGACGAUGGUGAGACAUGGAAGUUUGCAAAUGGCUUCACUGAACUGGGUUGCACCGAAUCUUCUAUUCUUGAAUGGGAGGGAAAAAUCAUAUUGAACGCACGUACGGACAUUGGUUACCGCAAAGUCUUUGAGUCCACAGACAUGGGGGAGACAUGGACAGAGGCUGUUGGUACACUCUCCCGAGUGUGGGGGAACUCACCAAAACGUAAAGGACCUGGUAGUCAGAGUCCCUUCAUUCCUGUAACGAUUAAGGGGAGGCGUGUGAUAUUGUUUACACACCCCCUGAAUUUCAAGGGUAGAUGGAACCGUGACCGACUCCAUCUGUGGGUAACGGACAACAACCGUAUAUUUGAUGUUGGUCAGAUUUCCAUUCGUGAUGAGAACGCCGCCUACAGUUCACUGCUCUACAAGGAUGACAAGUUGUAUUGUUUGCACGAAACCAAUCUUCAGGAGAAUUACAGUCUUGUUUUUCUCGAGCUAAAAGAAGAACUAAACUUGAUCAAGUCAGUGGUGAAGACAUGGAUCAAGCAGGACAAGAACUUUUCAGACAUUUGCACCCCAGUCAACCCAAAGACACAGGCUGGUGCAAGUGACUGCGACCUCCCGUUCCCCACUGCUGGACUUGUUGGCUUCCUUUCCGAUGGCGGUGACGGUAAACAGUGGAAGGACGCGUACCGCUGUGUGGACGCCAGGGUGAAAAAUGCUGAGAAGGUUCUCAAUGGUAUGAAAUUCAAAGAAGUUGGUGCAGGGGCAAUUUGGCCAGUAGGUAAGCAGGGACAGAACCAGCGAUACCAUUUUGCAAACUACAUGUUUACGCUGGUAGCAACGGUACNUGUUGACGGGGAGCCCUUGGCAUGCUCAGGGGAGAAGCUUCAAUACGAUACAGAUUCCCCCGUUGUUUCACACUUCUACAUUGGUGGAUACGGAACCAGUGAACUGGAGACGGAUGGCCAUGUAACAGUGACCAACGUUCUUUUAUACAACAGACAACUGAACCAGAGCGAACUCAAAACCUUGUUCUUGGCCAGGGAUCAAAUUGCAGAUAACACCUGGGGNGUCGGCAACCCAGUCCCACUAUUGGGAGUGAGCUUGGAUGAGGCUGGUGGCAAGAAGGUUCUGGGACUCUCAUUUAACAGCGACCAGAAGUGGAACCCAAUAUGCGGGAAGAUUAAAGCCGCACCUACCGGAUCGUGGGAACUGAACAAGGCAUACCAGGUGGCACUCACUUUUGAACACGGAGUGGGUUCGAUCUAUGUUGAUGGGGAGCCCUUGGCAUGCUCAGGGGAGAAGCUUCAAUACGAUACAGAUUCCCCCGUUGUUUCACACUUC